GUGAGCGAGCCGGGUGGCAGCGAGCGGAGCUGCCCGCAGCUCCCGGGCACUGCCAGCUCACAGCCAGCGCUCCGCGGCACGGCACGGACGGGCUCUGGCGGCUCAGGUCCGGGCUGAAGCAGCAGGGAAGGCGGCCGGCAGGCUGCAGGAUGGAUUCCACUCGGCCUGGCUGCAGGUGAGGGGCCGGAUCCGCUGCAGGACGAACUGCGAGCAGCCGCCGGGCCAGCGCAGCCUUAUCUGCAGCGGGAGCGGAGUUAAUGUGUAACCCGGCUGUGUUUGGUUAGCCCAGAAAAGCAAAGAAGUCCUGGGAUAGGCACGGCCGGGACAAGGCAGCACGGAACGACAGACAGCCUGCCAGGAUAUUCCUGCUGUGCCCACCUCCAGGGCAGCCCGUGCUAUGCCUAGGAAGGAGCUGGGGAUGGCUGGCUGCAACUCUGGCAGCUGUGACAGCAUGGUCAGCACGGCCUCCAACCACUCGCAGCGGAGUGACAACAGCUAUGACUAUUUAUCUGUGGAAGAGAAAGAGUGUUUGAUGUUCCUAGAGGAGACCAUUGGCUCCCUGGAUGCAGAGGGGGACAGUGGGGUGUCCACGGAUGACACCGACUACGGGGAGCCCUCCAAGGCCAGGAAAGGCCCUGUGCCCCGGGCUUUGGGGAACAGGACUCCCCCUCCAAGCAGAGAUCAGCAGCGUGGGGCUGAACAGAGGAGUGGUGGAAGCAUCUCUGCCCUGUCCAGCUCGGCCCCAGCGGCUGCUCCAGGCCCAGGUUGUUCCAGCCUUCCGAGGAACAUCCCUGCAGCAAACGGAGCUUCUGGCAGCCAAGGAGGUGUCCACACCGUGCCAGCAGGACAACCUGCCCAGGAGGUGCCCAAGGAGGGACGGCUGGACCAAGCCAGCGCAGGAAGCCACACCAAAUCCGUGAUUAUCCAACCUCCAGACCCCUUCCAGGAUGACCUGGAGUGGUCGCGCAGCUCAGAUGCCAAGGGGGAGGAGGCCAAAGAGACCAAGAUUCGGACUGCAUGGGGCCACCCGGAGAAAUCCACACUGGAAGAGGCCCCUCAGGAGCCCGAUGCCAAGCGUGGGCCUCCAACCGCCCCCAAACCGCGGAAAUUGCCCCCAAACAUCAUCCUGAAGACCAGCAGGAACAGCCCCGUGCUGGAGCACAACCAGAAGGCAAAAGCAGCACCUCCAGCCUCAGCCACCUCCCACCCCAGCCCUGCCAGCGACAGCACUGCUGAAAAGGGGAAUUCAGGCCACCUCGACCCCAAGGAGAAGGAGAAAGCCCGGCGGGAAGCCCUGGAGAAGCUGGGACUGCCCCAGGACAGGAGGGAGCCCAGCGCCCACCUCCAUCCCCACGCCAGGGAGCCGCCGCUCCCCAGCGCUGGGCAGCCCGGGGAGGGCUCCGUGACAGGGAUCCGGCAGAUCACCUUCAAAUCCAACACCCUGGAGCGCUCCGGGGUGGGGCUGGGCAGCUCCAUGGGCAGCGCCAAGGAGCAGAACACCCGGAGCAGCAGCAGCUCCCUGGGCAAGAUGUCCUUCAUCGAGCGCCUGGCCCCCAGCUUCCUCCGCAGCCGCCCCCGGCCCGCCUCCCUCGGGGCAGGGAAGGACUUUGGUGGCCUGAAGGAGCAGGAGGAGAAGGACAAGAGCAGCAAGAGGAGGUCCCACCCUCUGCCCAGCUUCCCCAGGCCACCGCGCUCCGCCGUGAGCGUGAAGAUCUCCCCGAAGGGCGCGGCCGACGAGAACCGGCGCGAGGCGCUCAAGAAGUUGGGGCUGCUGAAGGAAUAGCUCCUGGGGCUGCUGGAAAAGGGGGUUUUCACCCCAAACCCAGCGGCCAGCACUGCCUGGGGCCUUGGGCACGAGCAGCUGCUGCCAGCUCCUGCCCUGGGAGCUCCUCAGCAAACGGAGGAACGCCGCGUGGACAGAAUAUUUUGUGUAGCAGAUGUACAUGAGCUAUUUAUACAAAGCAUCUCUCAGCACGGACGGGGUGUGCUCUCCUGCAAGGGCUUUCAUGCAUCUGGGGAUUCAUCAAAACAGGGAAGCCAUGGAAUUAGGGGUUUGGCUUGUUUUCAAAGGGGUUGCCUGUGGAUAAAGUGUCUCUGGGAAGAACUGCUGGACUUUGCUGCUCCUUUAGGACUUUUUUGGGUUUGUUUUUUUUUGUUAAUUUUAUCACAGUCUCUGAGGCUUGAACACUCAUCUGCCACGUGGAAGUGCCUCAACAAAGCCACCACUGCCUGCUGGGUGGGCUGGAGGGCUGCACAGACAUCCCAGUGCCUCCCCUGCCACAUUCUGCUCCCCACCCAGCCCUGACCUGGAAGAGCACCUGGGAGAGGCUUGAACUGCAGGAACUGACAGCUGAGGAGGCCAGAGGCUGUGCUGGUGUCAGUGCUGCCCAAAAAUGGGGCAGAUGCAAGGCUGGGACAGCUCCAGCUCAUCCUGGCACCUCUCAGGCCCAGCUAAUGAUGCCAACACCUUGCUGCUCACCUUGGGGAACAGAGGUGGUUGGUGUCCCUAAUAAACCUGUGUGUGAUCAGAAA
Molecule: messenger RNA, 2532 nt
Organism: Lonchura striata (white-rumped munia)
Lineage: Eukaryota; Metazoa; Chordata; Aves; Passeriformes; Estrildidae
Gene: C26H1orf116
Product: chromosome 26 C1orf116 homolog
Cellular component (GO): cytoplasm
Source: RefSeq, a predicted model, not a curated record